AUGGAUGCCCAGAAGCCCGCGAAGCGAGUAGCAAUUAUCGGUGCAGGAAUCUCGGGGCUGGUAUCAUUGAAAGAAUGUCUCGCCGAGGGUUGCAAAGCCGACGUCUUCGAGACCCGCUCGGAAAUUGGCGGGCAAUGGGCAUACGAAGCAGCUCCAAACGCAAAAGGCGAACUGCAAUCGUCCAUGUACGACGGCGUGGUCAUGAACUCAUGCCGGGACACAACAGCCUUCAGUGACUUCCCCAUCGACCCUGCCACGCACGGCGACUACCUCGGCCACCGGCAGAUGCACCAGUACAUCCUGGCGUACGCGGACCACUUCGGCCUGAAGGAACACGUCAAACUGCGGACCCGGGUGCUCAGCUGUACACAAGCUGACAACGGGAAGUGGGCGGUCAGGUAUCAGGAUGCAGAGAGCACCAACAGUUGUGACGUCUGGGAGGAGGCCACAUACGAUGCCCUGAUCGCAGCAACGGGGGUCAACACCAUCCCCAACCUGCCCGCCUUCACGUCCCGCGAGAGCUUCAAAGGCGAGUUCCUCCAUAGCCACUUCUACCGACGCCCUGGCGUCUUCGAAGGCAAACGCGUCGUCCUCAUCGGCAUCGGCAGCGCGGCUGUCGACUUAGCCUGUGAGCUCGCCGCCGCAUCGCGAGAAAUCCACGUCGUCACGCGGCGAGGCGGCUGGGUUCUCCCAAGAUAUGUUCUCGGAAAGCCCGUUGAAGCCUGGGAUAACCGCGCAACGCAAGUCUGGGUCCCUGCUAGAGCAGCCGAGUACAUCCAGACUUGUCUCCUGGACCUGGUGCUGGGCAAGCACCCCAAGGAACUGCAGCCGGACCACCGGCUGCUGCAGCAAAACCCGACAAUUCGGACUGAGUUCGUGGAGCGUGUGCGUACAGGGGCUCUGAAAAUCCAUCGUGCAGAGGUAGCAUGUUUCACUGAGACCGGACUUAAGCUCAGCGAUGGGACGGCAGUAGAUGCUGAUGUUGUCAUCGCGUGUACCGGGUACCUGCAUGCGCACCCGUAUCUCCCCGCUGACGUGCUCCGCAACGCUGAGACGCCAUACUUCGGGAUUUAUGUUUAUAAGCUUAUCGUCCCCGCGCGAUACGAGAAUAUUUACUUCGUAGGCAUGAUCGAGGCCCCCGGCCCCGCGCUGCCCCCUAUGGAGGCCCAGGCGCGCUUCGCCGUCGGCAUCAUCACAGGACGGGUAACUCCACCCGCGGGCGAGGCGCUAAUGAGGGAGAUCCGCAACUGGCAGGAAUUGCACGCGAAGCAGUUCAUACGGUCGGAACGGCACGUGGCUACGGAGACGUACGUGCCGUACAUCGAUAGUCUCCUGGAGCUACUAGGGGCGAAACCUACCUUUGGGCGCUUAUUAGGCCGGGUGUUUAGUAGUGGGAGUCCGCUGAGGGCGUUGAGCACGUUAUCUGCAGUAUAUUUUGGUUUGACGAGCAGUGCGCAGUGGAGGUUGUUUGGACAUGGGAGGAAGGAGGAGCUGGCGAGGGAGACGGUGCUGAGGAUUGCGGGGGAGAAGGGGGAGAUGACGAAGCGGGAGAGGGAGUUGCUGACAUUGCAAUAA
Messenger RNA from Pseudomassariella vexata, 1575 nucleotides. RefSeq names its product flavin-binding monooxygenase-like family protein. Lineage: Eukaryota; Fungi; Ascomycota; Sordariomycetes; Amphisphaeriales; Pseudomassariaceae. The transcript has 2 exons. The record is from RefSeq and is a predicted model, not a curated record. Bases 1 to 1575 code for a protein of 524 amino acids. Gene Ontology annotation, molecular function: flavin adenine dinucleotide binding; NADP binding; N,N-dimethylaniline monooxygenase activity.